AUGGCCCACGACAUCGCGGCAACACGCUUCAGCGGGUCGCUUACCGACUACUGCACUAACUACGACGCUCGUUGCAGUGUUGGCGCUGGAACAGGCAUGAGAGUCGCCCGCAUGCUAAUUGGCAAUCGCACUCUGGCAAUGGACUUGAACAACCCCGAUCCCGAGCGCGCACCAAUCAGGCCCGGUGCCGAAAACGCCCGCUCUCGCGAGUCUUCUGAUCUCUUUCAGCCCACAACAAAAGCGUUUGAGCGCGCCCCGUCCGCCGCGAGUCUGGUCCUUUGCGAGAGGGCGUACGAGCGCAUUGCUCCUCUUGUAGACAAUCCCGCCAUCCUCAGCCCAACAACGCGUCACGCGCUGCUAGUGGAACGCGCCCAACAACCAGGAGGCGGUACGCCGAAGACCCUACUCAAAGAUCUUCGGAACUGGUGGCAAGGAGGACAGACGAUAGACGCCCUAGUUGGCAAUUACAAGCUUUGCGGUGCAACAAAGGGAACUUGGAACCGUGGUCGCAAACGCGCAGCCAAAGGGGAGCUUGCAGAGGUAGGCCCGUCCGCACUAAAUCCUUAUCAAUUGAGCGAUCAGGACCGCCAGUACAUGCGAGAAGUGAUUGAGACCUACUACUUCCACGAAAAGAAAGCGCGCACUCUAACGGCCACCCUGCAACACCUUCAUGAGACGCACUACACCUACGUUGACGGGAACGGAAUCGAGUGUUUACGUAGUAGUCGAGAGUGCCCCAGCUACCGACAGUUGGACUACUUUCUCAAACAGAACUAUCCCCUUUCAACUCGACUGACCCGUCGCAAAGGCGAGAAGCGAUUUGCCCAGGAAGACCGGUCUACUGAGGGGUCCAUCCAAUUGGAAUGUCAUGGUGCCGGACACCUCUAUGAGUUCGACGCGACCAUAGUUGAUGUGUCCUUGGUAUCAACGAAGGACCGAAGAAACAUAGUUGGAAAACCAACGCUGUAUCUGAUCAUCGACCGACACAGCCGCCUCAUUGUAGGUUGGUAUCUCGGGUUCGAGGCCGCUUGCUAUUCCGCAGCAAUGCAAGCGCUGCUAAGCAUAGGUGAAGACAAAAAAGCCCUUUGCGACAGGCUCGGAAUCACAUACGACCCCGAUGACUGGCCUGCACACGGCGUCCUGCCGGAGAUGUUCCUGGCAGACCAAGGCGAGCUCAUCAGCAAAGAAGCGCGCAGGAUUGGAAGAUCUCUGCGCUGCACUAUCUCAAAUGUGCCAGGGCUGAGGCCUGACUGGAAGCCGUUAGUUGAAUGCGGAUUCAAGAUGAUUCACCAAAUCAUCGCACCCGACACGCCAGGCUAUGCACCUGAUGCAGAAGUCAGGAAGCGUCGCGCCAUCAACGUUGAAAAGCAAGUUUGUCUGAACAUUCACGAACUCACGGUGAUCAUCGUCGCCGCGAUCAUCCAACACAAUAAGACGAUGCAGGUAGCCUAUCCAUUGUCCAUUGCGCAAGUGGCCGAUGGGGUACGGCCAGUUCCUCGAGAACUUUUCGAGCACAGCGUACGCCGUCGUAUGGGGUCACUCGACCGCAUGAAUUUCGACAAAGUUCGGGAAGAACUCCUGCCUCGAGACAAAGCAGUGGUAACCGCUGAUGGCGUGGCGUUCAGAAAAUUAUUCUUCUCUUGCCCAGAAGCGAAGGAGCGCGGUUGGCUCGUGCAAGGUCGGAAAAAGCGUGAGCCUAUCGAAGUGGCAUUCGAUCCCCGCCUCGCCGAUGAAAUCAUCAUCUACUCACCGAACGGAAGUGGGGAGUCUUUCGUCGCCAUGCUGACGAAGGACAGCGUGGAAUUCAGGGGCAUGAGUUUCAAAGAAGUUCGGCAGCACUUUGCGGACAUAGAUCAUCUGACUGCCGACGCCCAGGAAUCAAAGCGUCAGGCAAAUUAUGAAUUCAGGAAACUCACACAACCUGUCAUUGACGCUGCAAUUUUGGAAACCAAGAUUGCUACUAAGGGGCGGUCGCGCUCCAGCCGCCGCAAAGAUGUGGCACCAGCGCGGGCGUCCGAACUUAAGCAUGAACGCACUGCCGUGGCUGGGCUAUCGAUUCAGCGCUCCGUACACGCCCAGGAGUUCACGCCACUUGCUUUGGAGCCUCUGGAUCCCAAGGUUGUUUCAAUCAAACGCACCUCCCACGUGGACACACUGCAAUGCCAGACAGCAGCGGAAAGCAUCUCUCGCGAAAAAAACCCUCCACCUCGCCCCCCUACUCUUGCAGAGCGUAUGGCAGAGUUUCGUCGUCGAAUGUAG
This is a messenger RNA of Ostertagia ostertagi, 2259 nucleotides long. The record is from the annotation of a GenBank genome assembly. NCBI's taxonomy places the organism in Eukaryota, Metazoa, Nematoda, Chromadorea, Rhabditida, Trichostrongylidae.